AUGAGUUGUGGAAUCUACUAACUCAAACGCUAUGUGGAAGCGAACACGGACAAAGUGGACCCCGAAUUUCUCUCUCAUCUGCCCUCCAGGGUGAAGAAAUUAAGACAUGAGGAAGAACUGGCCGCGCUGUCUGAGACCGAACGUCAGAACGAACUGAAAGCCCGUGAGCGCCAGCUAGCUGAGAUUAGCGCUCUAAUGCAUCAGCGGCCGGACCAAUUUGGCGAGGUGUCUCUGGCCGACCUCAGCCAUCAGAUGACCUCCCUGUAUGCUGGGUUCUGA
Molecule: messenger RNA, 279 nt
Organism: Dibothriocephalus latus
Lineage: Eukaryota; Metazoa; Platyhelminthes; Cestoda; Diphyllobothriidea; Diphyllobothriidae
Source: the annotation of a GenBank genome assembly